Molecule: messenger RNA, 3942 nt
Organism: Plasmodium adleri (nom. inval.)
Lineage: Eukaryota; Apicomplexa; Aconoidasida; Haemosporida; Plasmodiidae
Product: conserved Plasmodium protein, unknown function
Exons: 1
Coding region: 1-3942 (1313 amino acids)
Source: RefSeq, a predicted model, not a curated record
AUGGAAAAAAAUACAUUUACACAGAAUAUAUAUUUCAAAGGAUUUAAUGACAGAAAGAAGAAUUAUUUAAACGUUGAAGAGAAAAAAAAUUUACAUGAUUGUGAUAGUAACAUUAAAGAAUUAUCAAAAAAUAUAACAGCUAUAAAAAAUUCGAAAGAAGAAGAAAAUACUUAUAAUAUAAGAGUAGUAAAUAAUAUGAACUCAACAAAUAAUACACUAUCUUAUGACUCUUUAAAAAAUAUGAAUAAUAAAAAUAAUUAUAUAAAUACUUUAUCAAAUCAUUUAAAUUUUAAUAGUAUGAAUGGAGCAUAUGGAAAUAAUAAUAUGAAUAAUAUGAACAAUAUGAACAAUUAUAUGAAUAAUAUGAACAAUAAUAUGAACAAUAAUAUGAAUAAUAAUAUGAAUAAUAAUAUGAACAAUAAUAUGAAUAAUAUAAAUAAUAAUAAUAUUAGUAACAAUUUGAAUGAUAACUCUUUUAAGAUGAAUCAGAACUCCUUAUGCAAUAACAUGAAUGAAGGCAAAUUAUAUUCAAAUAUUUUUCCAGAUAAUAAGAAUACAGAUAAAAAUUUUGAAAGAACCAAUUUUUAUAUGAACUCAUUUAAUAAGAAUAGAAAUAUAAAUAUAAAUAAAAAUGAAUUUAUUGGUUCUAAUGUAAACAAUGAUAAUAUUAUGAUUAAUACAAAUCAACAGAAUUGUAAUUUUUUAAAUAAAAAUAUAGAUAAUAUUAAUAAUAAUAUUAAUAAUAAUAAUAUUAAUAAUAAUAAUAAUAUUAAUAAUAAUAAUAUUAAUAAUAAUAAUAUUCCUUUGAUGAAUAGUAUCAAAAAUAAUCUAAACAAUUUUAUAAACAGCUCAAGUAUUUUAAUAAACAAAAAUGUAAUAAGUAAAAAUAUCUCACUUAAUCAUUUUUGUGAUAAUAAUAUGGAUCCUAUGAAAAAAAAUACAAGCGACAUUUUAAACAACAACAAUAAUAUCAACAAUAAUAUCAACAGUAGUAGUAUCAAUAAUAUCAACAGUAGUAGUAUCAAUAAUAUCAACAGUAGUAGUAACAUUAAUAUCAACAGUAGUAGUAACAUUAAUAUCAACAGUAGUAGUAACAAUAAUGUGAACAGUUUGAAUAAUCCAAAUGUUUUAUUAAAAAAUUUUAACACCAGUGGUAGUAAUCUCUUACAUAAUAAAAACUUCAAUCAAUUAAAUUAUAUGAAUAAUAUGAACUCAUAUAAUAAUAUACCCAUAAAUAUUGAUAAUUCAAAUAUGUUAAAUAAUAAAAACAUGGGAAGUAGUAAACUUAUAAAUAUGUCUACAAAUAUAAAUGGAUCAAUCGAAAGAUCAAAUAUUUCUACAUACAACAAUCAAAAUAAUAUGUUAAGUAGUAAGCUGGUUCAUCAGUUGCCUUCUUCGACUAUUGAUAUUAAUCAUAGAAGCAUGCAUAAAUGUAGCAACAUUAAUAUGAAUAAUAUGAAUAAUAUUAAUAGUAAUAGUCAAUAUUUGCUUACUUUAAAUUGUAAGAAUAACUCCAACAAUGUUCUAGAAAACAAUAUGAAAGGCAUGGAAGAUAUCUUAAACUUUGAUCAUGUAAAUGAUAAAACAGUUUUAAAUAACAAAUUUGGAAGUAAUAAAAUCAUAGGAGAUGUAAUGAAUAAGGGUACUUCUAUGAGUUUGUUUAAUAAUAGUGUUAAUUUUUUAAGAAAAAAAGUUGUCAACACGAAUCACUGUGAUAGUAUGAUUCAUAUGAAUAAUAUGAAUAAUUAUAAUUCGUUAAACCUUUUAAACAAUGAAAAGGAAGGGAUGAGAAAGGGUUUUAUAUCAGAAUUGAAAAAUGAGAUGGUUAUAGAGAAUAAUAAAAAUGUAGUUGAUGUUAAUAUAUUGAGCAAUAAGGUAAAUCAUAACAAUAUAAGUACAGAUAAUUAUGCAAAUAUAUUAAAAAAUUUAUGUACUCCUAUUAAAAAUAAAAAAGUGGAAAAUGUGUGUGAAUAUAUGGAUGACACCAUGAGAGACAAUAAGGAUAUGAAUGAUAUGAAUGAUAAGAAUGAUAUGAAUGAUAAGAAUGAUAAGAAUGAUAAGAAUGAUAAGAAUGAUAUGAAUGAUAUGAAUGAUAAGAGUGAUGAAAUACACUAUCAAAAUAUCAAAUCAAACAACCACAAUAAUAAUAAUAGUUUGAUAAGUGUUAUGCAUAAUAAUAGUGGAAAAGAAAAUAUACUUGUAAAUGAUAGUAUAAUGUGUGAUAUAUAUAAGAGUAGUAAUAAUUUUAAAAAAGAUAAUAUAUUAAACAAUAAUAUGAGUAAUAAUGAUAAUGAGUUAUUUAAGAAUAAUCUUAUAUCAUACAACCAAAAUAAUAAUAUUAAUAAUAAUAUUAAUAAUAAUAAUAAUAAUAUUAAUAAUAAUAAUAUUAAUGCUGAUGUAUAUUUAAAUCAAGAAAGUGGUAUGUGUAAUAAUAAUAACAUUUAUGAACUUAAGAAAUUAAAUUUAUUUGCUGAAAGAAAAAAGAAAGGAGAUAAAGAAAUAAAUAAUGAAAAUAAAAUAAAUAAAAUGAAAAAAUGUAAAACUAAAGUAUUCUUUUAUAUAAAUCCUAAAUAUAUUAUAGAACCUUUGAAAAGGAAAAUAUAUCAGAAUAUGUCUAUAUAUAUUGAGAAUUUAAUUAGUGAAGUUAAAUCAAUAGAAAAUAAAGAUAGAGCAGAUAUAUUAACAGAUUUUCAUAAUACAUCUUGGUUCUGCAUGAUAUUUGAUUUUGAUGGCAUUAGUAAAUUAUUAAAUGUAUUUAAUAAAUAUUUAAUAUAUUCUGAUGCUUUAAUUAUCCCUGAUAUAUUAUUAUAUAACAAUAUGGAAGUAACAACAAAUAAUAUCAAUAUAUCAAAUAAUAAUAAUGGAAAUUCUAAUAUACAAAAUAUUCAUGAUAAUUCAUCUGAUCACAAUCAUAUGUUAUCAAAUAUUUCUCAAGAAAAUGAAUCUUUUUUAAAAAAUAUGGAUUAUUUUUUUCAAAAGACAGAUACAUUAGAUCUAUUACAUAAAAAAAUCUUUGAAUAUGAAAAUAAUAUCAUUGAAAGUGUAGAGAAAUAUAAUUAUUUAAAAGAAUUAUGUAACUCUUUAAAAAAACAAGUUAUUAUGAAAAAAAAAAAAUUAUUAUUAUUAAUAGAAAAAGCAAAACUUUUAAACUUUACAUACAAAAAUGAAGAUCUACAAAUGCUUUUAGAUAUAGAAAAAAAAUGCCAACUACAAAAUGGAUUCAAAAUGGGUGAUAAUAAUAUUAAUGGUAACAAUGUGAAUGAUAAUAAUAUUAAUGGUAACAAUGUGAAUGAUAAUAAUAUUAAUGGUAACAAUGUGAAUGAUAAUAAUAUUAAUGGUAAUAAUAUUAAUAGUAAUAAUAUAUAUGAUAAUAAUAAUAAUUCUGCCCUUUUGUUAAAUAACGAAUAUUAUAAUAUCUUUAAAAAAAUUAACGAUGGCUUAAAAUAUUUAAAAAAAUAUUCUAGUAUCAUUUUAUCAAACGAACAUAUGCAUGAUCAUAUAAAAAAUGAAGAAGACAUCCAAAAUAUUUAUGAGUCCUCCAUUUCUACAGAAGAUCAUAGUUGUGAUAAUAAUAUUAAUGAUGAAAUGAGAAAACUAGAAAAAUAUCACGACGAUGAAAAAUUUGAUGAUGAUGAUGAUGACAUACAAGAUGAAAACAAACAAGAAAAUAUGGAUCAACAACUUGAAAAAGGAAAUAAACAAAACAAAGAAGAUAAUAAAUAUCAAGAUAGUGUGAGUAAUAUGUAUAUAUCAACAAAUAAAAAUAAAAGAAAAAGUAUUCAUUAUAAGCAAAGUGACUAUCUAAAAAUGCAAAGUAUAGGAGAUGACAUAAAUAAUAAAGAAACAAAUAAAAAAAGAAAAACAGUCAAACAAAUAAAAAAUAUAAAGUGGGAAAAAGAAAAUAAUGAAGAAUGGGUCGAUGAGUUUUUAGAAGAUUUUUAG